Lodderomyces theae is the source of this 2706-nucleotide messenger RNA. RefSeq names its product glycogen phosphorylase (gene GPH1). The record is from RefSeq and is a predicted model, not a curated record. Bases 1 to 2706 code for a protein of 901 amino acids. Gene Ontology annotation, cellular component: cytoplasm. NCBI's taxonomy places the organism in Eukaryota, Fungi, Ascomycota, Pichiomycetes, Serinales, Debaryomycetaceae. Gene Ontology annotation, biological process: glycogen catabolic process. The transcript has a single exon. Gene Ontology annotation, molecular function: glycogen phosphorylase activity; pyridoxal phosphate binding.
AUGUCUCAAGAUUACCUCACUCCAUCAACUUUACCACACCCGCCCUUAAAGAGAACCAAUACUGGGUUCACCCCCAACCAAAUUAUUGCCUUGGAUGCCGAAAUUCCCGCCUCGGCAAAAGAAGCAUGGUUCAAAUACUCCCAAUUGGACAUCUUGGACUCAAACUACCGAGGCCCCCGCAACAAAUCGGACAAUGUCCAUACAAUUGUUGACAAUCCCGACAAGUUUGAAAAGGAGUUUGUAAACCAUGUUGAAAUGUCGUUGGGUAGGUCCAUGUACAACUGUGACGAAUUGGCUGCGUAUCAAGCUGCUGCAAAUACGGUUAGAGAUGCGUUGGUGAUUGAUUGGUCCAAUACGCAACAGAGACAAACCAUUCAAGAUGGGAAAAGAGUUUAUUAUUUGUCGUUGGAGUUUUUGAUGGGAAGAGCCAUGGAUAACGCUUUGAUAAAUUUGAAAUGUGAGCAGAAUACUAGGGAAUCGUUGAAGGAUUUAGGCUUCAGCUUGGAGGAUGUGUUGGAGCAAGAGCCAGAUGCUGGUUUGGGUAAUGGUGGGUUGGGUAGAUUGGCCGCGUGUUUUGUUGAUUCCUUGUCUUCGAAAAACUACUCUGGUUGGGGAUAUGGUCUCAACUACCAGUACGGUAUCUUUAAACAAAAGAUUAUCGAUAGCUAUCAAGUGGAAACUCCAGAUUAUUGGUUGAGAUACACCAAUCCUUGGGUUUUGGAUAGACAUGAAAUCCGAAUCCCCGUUGACUUUUACGGGUAUGUUUAUCAAGAGCAAGACCCCAACACCGGCAAAGUGAAGAAGAGCUGGAGUGGUGGUGAAAGAAUCUUGGCCGUUCCUGCAGAUUUCCCAGUUCCAGGAUACAACACCGACAAUACAAAUAAUUUGAGAUUGUGGAAUGCCAAGCCUACUCAUGAGUUUGAUUUCACUAAAUUCAAUGCAGGUGAUUAUCAACAAUCUGUAGCUGCUCAACAAAGAGCAGAAGCUAUUACUGCUGUGCUUUACCCUAAUGAUAACUUUGAGCAAGGGAAAGAGUUGAGAUUGAAACAACAAUACUUUUGGGUGGCUGCUUCUUUGCACGAUAUUGUUCGCCGAUUCAAAAAGAAUCACAAAACCAACUGGGAUAAGUUUCCUGAUCAAGUUGCUAUUCAAUUGAACGAUACGCACCCAACGUUGGCAAUUGUUGAAUUGCAAAGAAUUUUGGUUGAUUUGGAAGGUUUGGAUUGGGAUUAUGCAUGGUCAAUUGUAACCAAAGUCUUUGCAUAUACCAAUCAUACAGUUUUGGCUGAAGCUUUAGAAAAAUGGCCAGUUGACGUUAUUGGUCAUUUGCUUCCAAGACAUUUGGAAAUCAUUUAUGAUAUCAACUAUUUCUUCUUGAAAGACGUCGAGCAUAAAUUCCCUAAAGACCGCGACUUGUUGAGAAGUGCGUCCAUUAUUGAAGAAGGAUAUCCUAAAUCGGUGAGAAUGGCUUACUUGGCUAUUGUUGGCUCGCACAAGGUUAAUGGUGUUGCCGAGUUGCACUCAGAAUUGAUCAAGACCACCAUUUUCAAAGAUUUUGUCAAGAUUUUUGGUCCUGAUAAAUUCACAAAUGUUACCAAUGGUAUCACUCCAAGACGGUGGUUGAGACAAGCCAACCCUGAAUUGGCGGCAUUGAUUGCCAAGAAGUUGGAUGAUCCAAAUUAUGAGUACUUGACCAAUUUGGGUAGAUUGAAGAAGUUGGAGAAUUUCAUUGAUGAUGAAAAGUUUUUGCGAGAAUGGGACGCCAUCAAGUUCAACAACAAACGUAGAUUGGCAGCUUUGAUUAAACAAGAAACUGAUGUUGAUGUUGACCCUACUUUACUCUUUGAUGUUCAAGUCAAGAGAAUCCAUGAGUACAAGAGACAACAAAUGAAUAUCUUUUCAGUCAUUUACAGAUAUUUGCAUAUCAAGGAAUUGAUUGCAAAAGGCGUCUCUAUUGAUGAGAUCAAGGAGAAAUACUACAUUUCCAAAGCCUCCAUCUUUGGUGGUAAAGCUGCGCCAGGUUACUACAUGGCCAAAACUAUCAUUCACUUGAUUUGUAAAGUGGGUGAGGUUGUCAACAAUGACACUGGCAUUGACAAUCUUUUAAAAGUUGUUUUCAUCCCCGAUUACAAUGUUUCAAAAGCUGAGAUUAUCUGUCCUGGAUCCGACUUGUCCAACCACAUUUCCACUGCAGGAACAGAGGCUUCAGGUACAUCCAAUAUGAAGUUCGCCUUGAAUGGUGGGUUAAUCAUUGGUACUGUUGAUGGAGCCAAUGUUGAAAUCACGCGUGAAAUUGGUGAAGAAAACAUUUUCCUUUUUGGAAACUUGGCUGAGUCAGUUGAUGAAAUAAGACAUAAACAUUUUGUUGACGGGGUUCAUAUCCCCAAGACUUUGCAAAAAGUGUUUGACGCUAUUCUCAGUGGGCAAUUUGGUAACCCGGAUGAUUUCAAACCUUUGAUUGAGAGUAUUAGAGAUCAUGGUGAUAAUUAUCUUGUUUCGGAUGAUUUCGACUUGUAUUUGGAUGCGCAAAGAAAAGUUGAAAAUGUGUUUGGUCACCAUGGUGCUGAUGCCGAGGAUGAGGACCACUUGAAGAGAUGGGUUAGGAAAUCGGUUUGGAGUGUUGCCAAUAUGGGCUUCUUCUCUAGUGAUCGAUGCAUUGAUGAAUACGCUGAGAAUAUCUGGAAUAUUGAACCAUCCAAUAUUUAA